CCCCACCGGGGUAGAGAGUCAUCAUGACUAGCGAAGAGAAUAGGAGGAAAUGGAGAAAUUUCUACGCCACAUUCCGUGAUGCUCUUCAUCGCUGUCCGUCCAUCUUACCAGCUCGCAUUAUUUCAGUAGGUGGCAACUCUUUGGGUUACUCGCAAGGCGUGAACCAACAUGACGUGCUAAAAAAGCACGGGAAUCCCUCCCGCAUAACGCCAACUCUCUCGGCCUCGGCUGCAAGGGAUGUCGCUCAUGGAUUCCUCUCUUCUUCCCACUUUCCAAGCUAAUUCGGUUCCCAUCGAGCCCUAUAUUUCUGGUGCUGGCUCAUUGCAAGCCGCAUCCAAGAGUGCUUAUCCACCAUGGCCAUGACGCUUGCUGAUUUGUGCCACUGCCACAGAAUCCCCCGGAGCUCCGACGUCAGCAUCGGGCUGGCCUUGUUCCUCGUGGUUCUAUCCGUGGUUUGUGGCCUCUUCACCUUUGUCUUAUGCCUCGCUGCCGAGGGCUCUAGGACUGAGGCCACCCGGUAUAUCCUGAGCAACUGGGGUCAUGGCAGCGACGCAUCUGAGUGCAUCUACGACGCCAGUGGUCUCCGACCACUGGCGUUUGCUGUGGGUGCAUUCCUGUUGCUUGUGGUGGCCAUGUUCGCAGAACUUGCCUACAUGUUGGUUGUCAUCACAAGUCCUCAACCGCCGACAUUGGUAAUACCCUCGCCAGCUCCAUCAACGGUAAUGCUAACCUCGACAUCACGCAUAAGAACUCUUGCAGGGCAGGCCCGUUUCCUUUUUCUCGCAACUUGGAUCAGUUUUGCCAUUGCUGAGGUGCUUCUGAUGUUUGGUAUGGCCGUGGAAUCAAGUCAUAUAUGCCAAUGGACAAAGCCAAGGUCCAGCUGCCAUGUAGUUCGACCAGGGUUAUUUGCAGCAGCAGGAGUUCUUGGAUUUCUAACGGUCCUCCUUGGAAUCGCCCUGUAUCGGACACAAACAUGGCACCAAUAUGCGCACAGGCGCCCAACACCAAGCGCACCGCCAGCACAGUGAGGGCAAAUGAAAGCCAGCCCCCACAAGA
Molecule: messenger RNA, 1056 nt
Organism: Phoenix dactylifera (date palm)
Lineage: Eukaryota; Viridiplantae; Streptophyta; Magnoliopsida; Arecales; Arecaceae
Source: RefSeq, a predicted model, not a curated record